AUGCUGAGCUUCUUUCGUCGAACGCUUGGACGGCGGUCUAUGCGUAAGCAUGCGGAGAAGGAGCGGCUGAGAGAGGCCCAGAGAGCUGCAACCCACAUCCCUGCAGCUGGGGACGCAAAAUCCAUCAUCACCUGCCGAGUAGCGCUGUUGGAUGGGACAGAUGUCAGCGUGGACUUACCGAAAAAAGCCAAAGGCCAGCUCCUGUUUGAACAGAUCAUGUAUCAUCUGGACCUUAUAGAAAGUGACUACUUUGGAUUAAGGUUCAUGGAUUCCGCACAAGUGGCGCAUUGGUUGGACAACACAAAAAGCAUUAAAAAGCAAGUUAAAAUUGGCCCACCGUAUUGUCUGCAUUUUCGUGUAAAGUUUUACUCAUCAGAGCCCAACAAUCUACGUGAAGAGCUAACAAGGUAUUUAUUUGUUCUGCAGCUGAAACUGGAUAUACUUAGUGGAAAAUUGGAAUGUCCUUUUGACACAGCCGUCCAGUUGGCAGCUUAUAACAUGCAAGCAGAGGCAGGCCAGUUCCUGUUAAUAUUCACUGUGUUUAUUAAAAACACUGCUGAACAUGUCCCUGAACUAGUGUCUGAGUUCAGGUUUGUUCCCACUCAGACUGAAGAGAUGGAACUAGCCAUUUUUGAGAAGUGGAAAGAAUGCAGGGGGCAGACACCAGCACAGGCUGAAACUAACUACUUAAACAAAGCUAAGUGGCUGGAAAUGUAUGGUGUAGACAUGCACAUAGUCAAGGCAAGAGAUGGCAAUGAUUACAGCCUGGGACUGACACCUACAGGAGUCCUUGUCUUUGAAGGAGACACAAAGAUUGGUUUGUUUUUCUGGCCAAAGAUAACAAGGCUUGACUUCAAGAAGAACAAACUCACUCUAGUUGUUGUUGAAGAUGAUGAACAGGGAAAGGAGCAGGAGCACACUUUUGUCUUUAGACUGGAUCAUCCCAAAGCCUGCAAACACUUGUGGAAAUGUGCAGUAGAACAUCAUGCCUUCUUCCGGCUCCGAGGUCCUGUCCAAAAAGGCUCAAGUCGAUCGGGCUUCAUUCGGUUGGGAUCCCGGUUCCGAUACAGUGGGAAAACAGAGUAUCAAACCACCAAGACCAACAAAGCCAGGAGAUCAGCAUCCUUUGAAAGAAGGCCCAGUAAGAGAUAUUCGAGACGAACACUGCAAAUGAAAGCACAUGGUGCUAAACUUGAAGAAACAAGUACUGCAAACAAUGCUGUUAUCAGCCAGACUAACGGAUCACAAAGCUGGAAUGCAAAGCCAAACCUGCCUGUCCUAACAGCGGUUCCUUCUGCCCCAGUCUUAGUGGAAAUAGAAAACCUCCCAAGGAGCCCAGGAGCCAGCCAGCAAGACAAGAAGUGCGUACCUCUUGUUGAUUUGCUAGACAGCACGGAGUUGCCAGAAACUUGUGUUGAUGACGCCGUAGGCCAUCCAGUUGUUGGCUUGGCAACAGGAGAUUCGGAAGAGGCUGUUAGCUGCCCUCAUCCUGGCACAAAGGAAACUGCUGCUGAAAAAGCAGACUCUGAUCCGUUUGAAGACGCAUUCCUAAAACUGAAGCAGCUGGAGGCAGAGUGCAGCAGCCCCGUGCCAAGUGAGCGUCCCAACGUAAAGAUAAAUGUACAGGAUGAAGUGGUAAAGUUGACAGAUAAAUGUCUUAACAAUGCAGUUGAGAGCCCGGUCACGGCAGCAGCGUGGCUUCCAGAAGAUAUCAAAAGCAAUAUCCUGAAGGCCCAGGCAGAGGCAGGGCACAAGGUUGUAAGAGAAGACGUGCUGGCAGGUGUCAAGAAUUUCAAUAUUCAGGAUGCUGCUGCCAGGAACGUUCUCCCGUCCGGUAAAACACAGAGUAGUCCCCCAGCUACCAGUCCAGUAUUUCAAGACCCAAGAGAGCUGCUGAAUGCAAUCCCUGCCUCGGACACCUUUGUUCCUGAUGCGUUCCAUGAGGACAACGCUGCCUCCAGCCGUGAGGACCUGCUGAUUCCAGCUAACCUGGCUCCCGCUGAGGAGGCUGCUCUUUCCAAGAGCACUCCAGAUGACCAGGACGUUUCCUUAACAUCAGUGACAGAGAAUCUAAUUGACUUUACAGAAGCCACACUUCGGGUGUCUUCCCAGCCUAUGAUAAUGCCGAGGUGGAUAGUGCCAACCGGACUGAUUGCCAAUGGGCCUUUGGGAAAUGACGUUGCCUUAGCUGUGAAGGCAGUGAAGGGCAGCACGGAGACCCUGCUGUCGUCGUCGGGGUUGCCACCGUCCCAGCAGACAUCCGAGGACCUUGCAAGCCUGGUUACUGAGGAUGCUGCAAUAAGAACGAAAUGUUUACUCACCACUGAGCUCUAG
Opisthocomus hoazin is the source of this 2334-nucleotide messenger RNA. The record is from RefSeq and is a predicted model, not a curated record. Lineage: Eukaryota; Metazoa; Chordata; Aves; Opisthocomiformes; Opisthocomidae.